Messenger RNA from Sinocyclocheilus anshuiensis, 912 nucleotides. Its product is annotated as pro-opiomelanocortin-1-like. Gene Ontology annotation, biological process: neuropeptide signaling pathway. NCBI's taxonomy places the organism in Eukaryota, Metazoa, Chordata, Actinopteri, Cypriniformes, Cyprinidae. The transcript is spliced from 2 exons. The coding region runs from base 215 to 757 and encodes 180 amino acids. The record is from RefSeq and is a predicted model, not a curated record. Gene Ontology annotation, molecular function: neuropeptide hormone activity. Gene Ontology annotation, cellular component: extracellular region.
CUGCCCACACGCCGUCAUUGUGUGAGGACAGUCCGAGUGACUCUGAUCCAUUCAGCGCAAUCAAAUCAAGUAAAAAUACCCGAGCAAUAAAACUCGUCCUUGACUUUAUAUAUAGCUCAGUAUCAGCCGUUUUCUUUUCAGCUUUCCAUUCUGAGUCAUACGAAUGAUACCUGAGGGACGGAAGAACUGAUCUGGUCUUGUUUCUUGUUUUCAGAUGCUCAGUCCUUCCUGGCUUUUGGCUGCAGCAGUCUUGUGUUUUCACAGUCCAUAUGCAGAUGGCCGCUGCUUGGAUUUGAUAGACUGCAUGGGCCUUAAAACUAAUGAACAAAAACGGCAGUGUAUCAGGCAGUGCAGAUCAGCGCAAGAAUCCUCCAAUUACGGGAGAGCUUCUUCAUCUGAACAGCAGAACAGUGAAGAAGAGAGCCUGAGUUUGGGUUUGCUCUUAUCGGCUCUGUCUCCUGAUUCAACCGAGCUCAGAGACGCUACUGGAGAAGCCCCUCACAACGACGAGAGGAGGUCUUACUCCAUGGAGCACUUCCGCUGGGGCAAACCCAUGGGCCGCAAACGCCGACCCGUCAAAGUCUUGACCGGCGGCGCCCUGGAGGAGGAGGAGCCCGAGGAGUCGGCGGAAAGCGUCCGCGUGGAACGAGGGCAGAACGGCACGCUGGACGUUCAGCAGAGGAACAACGCAAAGAGCAACGGGAAGUAUCGCAUGACCCAUUUCCGCUGGAACACCCCACCUGACAAGCACUACUGAGGCUUCUUGAGGCCGUAUUCGGAUCAAUCCCAUAAACCCCUGCUCAUGCUCAUACGAAACGUCAUUGUUAAAGACGCACAGCAGUUCAGAGAUUAAGAGAGGAGAGAAUGGACAGAAUUUUUGGUGUCAAAACAUUUAAAUGUGUAACAUGUAAC